UUAUUUUUCGUUUUUUGACGUUAUCGGCUCCCGCUUUUGAAUUUUCAGUUUUGCUGAUUUAUCCUUUAUCUAAUUUUUUCAUUGUUUCCAGUUAAAGACAACUCUGCUUUCAGUAAAGAAUUGUGCAAAGAUUAUAAUAUUUGGAAUUGUGCUUCAAACCGGUAGCUCUUAUUUCCAGUCACCAUUCGUGGUGUAAAUUUUAAAUAGUUUCAUCUGCAAAUCCUUCGAAAACUUUUAAAAACUCGCAAAAUGAAUAGAGAUAAAACGGGAAACAAGAAAGUUCCUGAAGUGAAAAUGACUAAAACGGCUCGCAUGAGAAUGUUGAAAUCAAAUCCUCUUAUAAAAUAUCAAAUCGAAAAGACAAACAAUACGGAUAUGGCUAAAAAUUUGGAUUUGGAUACCAUGAUAAGUAUGAAUAAGUCGGUUGUGAGUGAACUCAAAUCACACACUCUAACAAGUUGUCAAGAAGUUAAACAUAAUCAGAAGGAAGAUUCGAAGAAAGUCAACCAGAUUCCCAAAAUUGAAGCAGGCCCAGAAUCGAAAAUCUCCAAAGUGAAACCUAACAAGUUUAGCUCACACAAGAGAAAGCUAGUGAGAAGAUCUGUUUCAGCACCUCGUAUGAAUCCAAAAAAAGAUGUAAUGAAUGCAAUAAAGGAAACACAAGAAGUUAUCGAUAGGUCAAUUUCAGUGGAGAAUAUUCCACAUAAUGUUACUGAAGCCAUAGUGCAGCCUAUUUCACAAGAAAAUCAACCAUUAUUUGCGUGUCCAUCUAGGCCUAGAAAGUCCCUUUUCAACUCAACUCCAUGUGCUCCAGUAGAUUUAAGAAGGAAAUUAACUGAUUGGUUGGUGAAAAAGGAAAAGAAUAUAUCUUCUUUCAAACACCUAAAAUGUUUUGGUGUGCGUAAAAUUGAUAUAGUAGAAGAAGAAAACAAGGAAAAUUUUGAAACCUCCUGCAUCAGAAGAGAUGGCAGCUAUGAAGAUUUGAAAAUUGAUAAUCCCCUAUAUAGCAGCAAAGGACCUGAUGACACAUCAAUAAUGUUUGCCCCCUCCGAUUUAGAAAAAGUAGCAAGGGGUGCAGUGAAGGACUUGAAUUGUUUAAUUUCUGAGGGAUAUCCCAUUGAACAAUGUGAAGCAUGGUUGAAGGUUAUUCGAAAUAAGUGUCCCGAAGUUAUUGAAGACCCACAAUAUUGGGAAUGCAGAGCAACAAUAGAACAAUUAAGAGGGGAUAUUGGAUCUGCAGUAGAGUGCUAUAAAACUGCCGUUGUUCAAGGUGCAGAGGUCACUUCUGUUGAACAGUCCCUUGAUCAGUUGCUACAAAAAUUCAAAUUGCUAGAUAUUGAUUCGUCUGCUGAACAAAAAGAGGCCCAGAAGGAAAGGGUGAAAGUAAUGCAAGAUUUCAAAAAUGUUUUCACUUCUAUGAUUAUCAAAUUUGCAAUUCAAGAAAAGACUAUAAAGAAUUCGGUAAAGAAUAAAAUUUCCACGGAUACUAAUGUCACAGGUGCAUCGAAUAGGCUGCUGGUCACCCCUGUACGAAGAAGCACUAGGCUUAGUAGGUCCCUGUACACUUCAACACCAGGAACAAAAAUAUGUUCUUCCAUACAAGAACUUAAUUCUGACGAGAAACAUAAAAUGGUAUUUCAACCAAAUGCUGCUCUGUUAGACAUGUGAACAAAACACGUUGAUGUGAAUGUUUUUACAAGGUGUCUCCAGAAGUUCGGCUUUCUCAUUUAACUAUUUUGUUCAAAUAUUAUCUUAUCCUCACAAGAUAGGGAGGAUAAGAAGUUCGUGGGAAAUUUGUUGUAUAGAUUCAUUAUGAAAUGUAUUUCUGUUGAUUUUUAUAGGUAUCUACUUUACAGUGAAUAAUUUAUCAGACUUUUUGAAUCUGUGUUCAAUAAAGGUUUUAACCUGUA
Messenger RNA from Coccinella septempunctata (seven-spotted ladybird), 1910 nucleotides. RefSeq lists its product as uncharacterized. Lineage: Eukaryota; Metazoa; Arthropoda; Insecta; Coleoptera; Coccinellidae. The record is from RefSeq and is a predicted model, not a curated record. Gene Ontology annotation, cellular component: microtubule cytoskeleton. The transcript has 8 exons. Gene Ontology annotation, biological process: negative regulation of microtubule depolymerization. Bases 250 to 1668 code for a protein of 472 amino acids.